AGAGUCCACAUGGCAACUGGCUCAGGGACCAUACCUAGUCGGCAAUGAUGAAUCAAGACUGCCAGGCACACGUGCAUUUCAUCUUUUCGGGCCAUUCACAUGCUUCCAUUUGUUAUUAUUGCCAUUGCCAACAGUGGCAUUGCUGCAUGGUUUGCCUGCGAAACUCAGGAGCAAGCACUCGUCCCCUUUGGCGCUAAACUAGAUAACGCUGCAUCGUGCAUCGGCCCAUAACACUAAGAUCUCUUGCGUGUAAGUGAGCUGACCCAUGCUGCUGGGCUCUGCGAUCGUAAAACACUUCGCUCCACCAUCAGAAACAUAAACUCUUGCAUGACUGUCUAGCAUAUCCUCACGACCUUCUCUCCUACGACUCGAGAAUCAUCAUCGUCUAAUUGCAAAGAGACUGAUACGCGGCACCGCCAGUAUCUUCACUUGUGCUUACUUAUCCUUGCACGCCCGCUUAAAAUCUGCGCUCACAUCAAAGUAAUAUUCAUUCUGUAAAAUGGAGAAACCAAGGCAAAGAACGGCUAUUGUCAUCGGCGCUGGCGCGGGUGGCAUCGCCACAUCCGCACGCCUUGCUAAGGCUGGCUUCGACGUGACCGUGUUAGAGAAGAACUCGUUCACUGGUGGUCGUUGCUCGCUCAUCCACCACGAGGGGUACCGUUUUGAUCAAGGGCCCUCACUUCUUCUACUGCCCAAGCUCUUCAGAGAGACCUUCUACGACCUGGACACAUCUCUCGAGGCCGAGGGUGUGGAAUUGAUGCAAUGCCCCUCAAAUUACAACGUCUGGUUCGCAGACGGAGAGUCGUUCGAGCUCUCGACGGAUCUGGUGCGCAUGAAGAAGCAGAUCGAGCGGUGGGAAGGGAAGGAUGGCUUCCAACGGUAUCUGAAGUGGCUCGAGGAAGCGCAUCAGCAUUAUGAGUUGAGCGUCAGCGAUGUCCUGCACAAGAACUUCACAAGGUGGUGGGAUCUGUGCAACCCGCACUUUGUCAGGUCGGGAAUCAAGCUGCACCCGCUUCACAGCAUAUGGAACCGCGCCAGCAAGUAUUUUUGGUCGGAGAGGUUGAGGAGGGUGUUCACAUUCGCGACCAUGUACAUGGGCAUGAGUCCGUUUGACGCCCCGGCGACGUACUCGUUGCUCCAGUAUACAGAGCUGGCUGAGGGCAUAUGGUACCCGAAGGGUGGUUUCCACGCUGUGCUGCAGGCGCUGGUCGACGUGAGCGAGAGGUUUGGCGUCAAGUACCGCCUAAACACACCAGUCAAGCAAGUCUUAACACUACCUGACGGGAAGACCGCCACUGGAGUCCUGCUGGAGUCGGGCGAGAGACUCGACGCAGAUAUCGUGGUGGUAAAUGCGGAUUUGGUCUACGCCUACAGCAACCUCUUCCCACAAACCCCCAGCAUGGAGAAGUUCAGCGAGUCCCUCCGGCAAAGAGAUGGCUCAUGCAGCUCGAUAUCAUUCUAUUGGAGUCUGAACAAGAAGAUCCCGCAGCUCAACACACAUAACAUCUUCUUGGCGGACGAGUACAGGGAGUCGUUCGACUCGAUCUUCGCCAGACAAGAGCUUCCGACGGAGCCAAGUUUCUACCUUAACGUGCCUAGUCGCAUGGAUUCCGACGCUGCGCCGGACGGCUGCGAUGCAGUUAUUGCAUUGGUGCCGACCGGACACCUGUACCAGUCGCGAGGCUUCCUGAAGGAGGACGCAGGCAUCCCGCGCGACCACGACUGGAAACAACUGGUCGAGCGGGCCAGGCGUUCCGUCCUCUCCACAGUCUCGGCCCGAACCGGCUGCGAGGACAUCGGCGCCUGCAUCACCAACGAGAUUGUGAAUGACCCGUUCACGUGGGAGUCCAAGUUCAACCUGGACAAGGGCUCGAUCCUGGGCCUGAGCCACAGCUUUUUCAACGUGCUCAAGUUCCGCCCGAGCACGAGGGCGCAGGGCUACAAGAACGCCUACUUCGUGGGCGCGAGCACCCACCCAGGCACUGGCGUGCCAAUCGUCUUGGCCGGCGCGAAGAUCACCACGGAGCAGAUCCUGGCCGACCUGGGUCUGCCCACCCCGUGGGAGACGCACCCCGCACAGCUGGAGGACCAGGGAGUCCCGCAGACGAAGUCGACAAACAAGCUGGACAAGCUCCAUGCGCCCAUAGGGAAUGUCCAAAUUGCGGAAGUCAUGAAGAUUGGUAUAUUAUGGAGCGCAACUGCAGUAUUUCUGGUUGGCUAG
Truncatella angustata is the source of this 2221-nucleotide messenger RNA. RefSeq lists its product as uncharacterized. Gene Ontology annotation, biological process: carotenoid biosynthetic process. NCBI's taxonomy places the organism in Eukaryota, Fungi, Ascomycota, Sordariomycetes, Amphisphaeriales, Sporocadaceae. Bases 500 to 2221 code for a protein of 573 amino acids. Gene Ontology annotation, molecular function: oxidoreductase activity. The record is from RefSeq and is a predicted model, not a curated record. The transcript is spliced from 3 exons.